Angiostrongylus costaricensis is the source of this 825-nucleotide messenger RNA. Lineage: Eukaryota; Metazoa; Nematoda; Chromadorea; Rhabditida; Metastrongylidae. The record is from the annotation of a GenBank genome assembly.
AUGCCAUUCAAAGUGGGAAUCAUAGGUGGAUCUGGUCUUGAAGAUCCGCAAUUUUUCAAGGAUGCUAAAGAAGUGCAAGUGACUACACCAUACGGAAAGCCCAGUGAUAGUUUUAUAGAAGGAACUAUUGGUGAUGUACCAUGCAUCCUACUAGCUCGUCAUGGUCGCCAGCACACAAUAAUGCCCUCUGAUGUGAACUUCCGAGCAAAUCUAUGGGGAAUGCACUCUUUAGGAGCUUCCGUUAUAAUUGCGUCAAUCGCCUGCGGAUCACUUCAGGAGAAUGUGAAACCAGGCGAGCUCGUAUUUCCCGACUCCGUCUUUGACAGGACUACUGGGCGGAAGAGUACGUUCUUCGAUGGAACGAAUCCGGAUGCCCCAGGAGUUUGCCAUAUUCAGAUGCAUCCUGUUUACAACGAAAAACUUAGGAAGGUAAUUCUGAUGAUGACUGCUAUAGACUUAAAACUGAAAUUCCACGAUGGCGGAUUUGGCAUCUGCAUCGAAGGCCCCAGGUAUUCGUCAAGAGCUGAGAGUCGCGUGUUCCGUUCCUGGGGAGCAAGCAUCAUCAAUAUGACUAUGAUGCCCGAGUGUUGCCUCGCCAAGGAACUUGGCAUUCCCUAUGCUACUACGGCGCUGGUCACGGAUUACGAUUGCUGGAAAGAUGAUGAGCAGGUAUCUAUGGAAUUAGUGAUGAGAACAUUCAAGGAAAAUUCUUCUAAAGCAAAAAACCUGUUCAUAGAAGCAGUAAAACGGAUCGCGAAAGAGGACUGGAAAACAGAAAUUCUCACUGCGAAGGUAUACCAUGUAUUCCAAAUUUUUUCAUUUUAA